AUGCCGGUUGUCUACGCCUUCGGAUCGAAUGGAUCGGGACAGUUGGGUAUAGGUCAUACAGAAGAUACUGCGAGGCCGGAAAAAUGUGUUUUCCAACCGUCCUCUACAAGGCAAGUCGACGACGACCAGCACGCCACCGAGGCCGCCGUGACAAUGGCUCAAAGGUAUGCAAAUGUAAAUGUGAACAAGAUGGUCGCCGGGGGAAAUCAUACUCUUCUCCUGACGAACGACGGUCGACUUUUCAGUGCAGGGAAAUUCGGAUGCAGACUGGGCGACAAGGAGUCGACUUCUAUUUUUGUGCAGCGCCGUUUUGGUUCCGCUCAGUUAGGGACGACUAGCGUUCAAGCGGUCCCGCCUUCAGCUUCAACACCGUCGACUCCUCAGUCUGUACGAACAGAAGACACCCAAUUCCCCACUGGUGUUGGAAGGAUCACAGACAUCGCAGCGACAUGGGAUGCGUCUUUCAUCGUUGUCGACCACAGAACUGUGUUUGUCUGUGGAACUGGCUCGAAGGGCGAACUGGGACUCGGUGAAGGUGUUGAGCGCGCAGAGUCCAUGACCAAACUAUUCGAUGUCGCCGACUUCCAGCCAGAGCCCGGUCGUGACGCUACGGCCGGCGUAGCCGAUGAUGAUGGGAAAGGUGAUAAAAAGGGGCAUGUGUGUGGCGGCGAAACUCCAAUCCAAAUCCUCGCCAUUGCAGCGUGUAUGGCUCACGCCGUGCUGCUCUUGUCGAAUGGCCAUGUCGUUGGUUGGGGAAAUUGUCGCAAGGGACAACUAGGGGAGCGCGUCAAGGACCGAAAAGCACUGUGGACGCCCACGACGAUUGCGCCGGGGUACGGCACACCCAUCGUGCCCCUCGAAAGCUGUCUAGCACACACGGCCGUUGACCAGGACGCCCAUGGCACUGAGCGCUUGCCAUGGAACCCAGAGAGCGUGGUGAUGGGUCGGGAUUACACCGUUUUCCUAAAGACAGGCGAAAAGCCAGUCAUCUGGGGAGACAUGAAGUUCAUUGACCAAGGAUCAAAGUUGCUGAGACGACCACUCGGGGUCGGUGAUCAAUUGUUCUCUGCCUGGUCUUCAAUUCACCUCUAUUCGCCGCAGCAAGGAUCGGUGCAAAGUACCGGCAGAAACGACCGCGGUCAAUUGGUGCCCGCUGGACUCCCUGCUAUCCAAGCGCUGGCUGCAGGUAGUGAACACUGCGUCGCGCUGACGGCAAACAAUCAAGUCAUCGCCUGGGGAUGGGGCGAGCACGGUAAUUGCGGUGAAGAGCUGGACGAGAAGGGCAAUGUCGCCGAGCGGUGGAAUGCCAUACAGAUGCCGCGACUCGACGACGAGAGAUUGAUGGCGAAAGGUGUAGCGGCGGGCUGUGCCACGAGUUUCGUGAUUUGCGGCAUCAAGGACGGAUAA
Messenger RNA from Capronia coronata CBS 617.96, 1407 nucleotides. RefSeq lists its product as uncharacterized. The record is from RefSeq and is a predicted model, not a curated record. The transcript has a single exon. Bases 1 to 1407 code for a protein of 468 amino acids. NCBI's taxonomy places the organism in Eukaryota, Fungi, Ascomycota, Eurotiomycetes, Chaetothyriales, Herpotrichiellaceae. Gene Ontology annotation, cellular component: cytoplasm. Gene Ontology annotation, molecular function: guanyl-nucleotide exchange factor activity.